This is a messenger RNA of Oncorhynchus nerka (sockeye salmon), 5412 nucleotides long. RefSeq lists its product as uncharacterized. The record is from RefSeq and is a predicted model, not a curated record. The coding region runs from base 571 to 4578 and encodes 1335 amino acids. NCBI's taxonomy places the organism in Eukaryota, Metazoa, Chordata, Actinopteri, Salmoniformes, Salmonidae. The transcript is spliced from 9 exons.
CUUUUGAAAACAGCGCAGUCGUGCGUCGCGUUUGCCGCUCGGCGUCCAUGAUAUGUGACGCUUCUGCAGAGGAUUCCGGAGCUCGGAGCGGCAGCGGGAGAGAAGUAAAUGCUCCCCCUUCUACACUUCAAGUAACGGCGGGGAAAAGACGGCGUUUUAUCGGGAAAACCGGGUUUUGUAAUUCCACCGUAUUAGUAGCAGUCAGUCGACGGUCACCUGCCCACACGUCUACUGCUAACGGUUGUGCCGGUGAAGUGAGCCGUAGCCCAGCAUGAGCCCCUCUGACUGAGACGCAAGCACGUCUAGUGUUUUGCCCAACAGCUGAUAGCUUUCAUCAGUUAAAGCCAUGCCUGACGAGUGAAGUUAGCUAUUUGCUCACAGAAAAACAACAGCACCCUACAUGUCUCUCCAUGUAGCUUCCUCCCUGUGCAUCCUGCUGGAGUAACCCCCCCUCCUCCACGCCUUCCAGAUAGGCUCUACUGCCCUGUCCCCUCUCCACACCACCGCCCCUCCGUAUCCACCUGUCACAAUGCCGCUCCACCUCAGAAUGGCCAACACCUGAAGAUUCCCAUGCGUCCAGUGAGCGACGAGUCGGACGGUCCUGCUCCUCUUGAAAGCUUCUCGUGCCCCCUAACCCCAGUGGACCCCCUGCCUGCCGCAGAGAUGUCCCUGCUUCACUCGCUGGGCCCAGUGCAGAGCUGGCUGGGCCAGGAGCUGGAGAAGUGCGGGAUCGAUGCCAUGAUCUACACCCGCUACGUCCUCAGCCUGCUCCUGCACGAUAAUUACGACCUGCAGGAUCAGGAGAACGACAUCUUGUUGGGCUGGGAGAAGGGAACUGGGAAGAGAUGGGCCAAGUGUAAGAAGAAAGGAGGGACGGAUCUGAGUCUGGAAGAGAUAAAGAAACAAGCUGCGGUGCAAUGCCUGCGUUCAGCAUCUGAUGAAACCUCUGGAAUUGAGAGCCUGGUUGAGGAGCUUUGCUCCAAACUCAAGGACAUCCAGAACAAACAGAAAGAAGAUAAACAGCUCAAGAAAUCGGAUGGAUCUCAGUCUCCUGAAGGAGUUGAGUCCCCUUCCUCAAAGGACCAGGUUGAAAUGUAUUAUGAAGCCUUUCCUCCUUUGUCAGAGAAAUCUGUUUGUCUCCAAGAGAUCAUGACUGUGUGGAACAAGGCUAGAGCCAUUGCUUACUCCGGUUCCUCGUCUUCCGCGGCCCCGCAGACCAGCACCGACACCUCCUCCCCGAAAGAUUGCAACAGUGACGGUGAAGCUGCUAAGGAGAAAACCCCUGAGGCAUGCAGCACUAACCCAACCAGCCAGAGAACCCUGCAGAGACGCAGCAAGAAGGAGAAAGAGAAACGAUUCCAUGGGGGCGCAACAGCAGAGGACCGAGCCACCGUCCAUGGCAAGAAGCAGGUGAGGCACAGGUCAGAGGGCAAGUAUCGCCCUCGUUCCUGGUCCUCUGGUUCUAGUGAGGCUGGCUCGAGCUCCAGCGGGAACCAGGGCGACUCCAAGACUUCCAGCAGCAAGGCGGGCAGGAUCAGGCACAGGUCCAAGGAGGUGUUCAGCAGGAGUAAGAGGGGGUGCCACAGUGGACAAGUGAAGCUGCCUCUGAAGGCCGUCGACAAAGAGGAGCGGCGGAAUGCUGGAGGCAGCAGCAGCAGCGCCACUGGAGGCCCUGGGAGGCAAACGCAGCUCUACAAAAAGGGGAGAAGACAGCUGAAGGAAAUUGGAAAAGAUCCAGGCUGGUGGGAAGAAAAGGAGUCUGGAGCUGAGGCCAGCAACAAAAAGGAGUACAUGGAGGAGCCCCUGUGGUACACGGAGCCCAUCACGGAGUAUUUAGUACCUUUCGGUAGCAGAAGGAGCAAACUGGAAACAAAGUACCGGAGCAAGGUGGACUCUCCAGACGACUCGACUACGUCCACCGACUUCGGAAGGCUGUCUGAGAGAAUGCAAGGCAUCUGCAUUGCCAACACAAGCUUCCAGAGGGCGUAUCUGACAGCGGGCACCUUUGUCGACGGGCACUUUGUUGAGGUGCCGGGUGACGCAGAUGAGGAUGCUACCGAACUCAACGGGACCUCAAGCUGCCCGCCGCCUGAGGAUAGUAGAGGGUUCGAUGAUGAGUAUCUGUCCGAAUUCACCCACUUCUAUGAAGUCGAUAUUUAUCAAUCCAUAUUGGAUCCUAGUGCCUCAGACUUGGUACAAGAGAGUCGAAUCUUGAACAUGAUUCGACAGAAGAGUGAAGAGCAAAGAGACUUUGAGGCAGAAUGUUGUUUAGUGUUAGAUGGUCUUGAGCUGCAAGGGGAAAGUGCAAUAAGGAUUGGCUGUCUGGAUGCUUUGGGAGAUGAUGGGUUCUUCAUGCAGGAUUUGGAAAACAUGGCUCAGUUCUGGGCAUGUUAUUCAUCCUCUAGCUCUGAAGAUAUAGAUGGAGAAAGCUUUGCAGGGGACUCUCCCGUUCAGCUCUCCCCCGCUUUGGACGGCGUUCCAUUCACCAUCGGCACGCUGCCUGGAAACCUGGAGGAGCCUCAUCUCCCAGAAGCCACCAGUGAAGCUCCUGGUCUGAACUCCUCCUGUUUGUCUCUUUUUGAGCUGCAGUACGAUAGCCCGACUCUUCCUUUUCUCCCCGUUGGUCACGAAAACAACACAGAUUCAAGUAGCUGUCGAGAUCCACAUUGUAACAAGCAGUCUCGUUUGUUAAUAUGGACCAAAAAUAGUGCCUUUGAUGAAACUGAACACUGUUCGAACCUUUCAACGCGAACCUGCAGUCCGUGGUCUCAUUCGGAAGAGACGCGUUCAGACAAUGAGCACAUAAACGUUCAAACGGAGUCCGCUCUAAUUGGCAAUGAAGAGAUUAAUUGUUUAAUCCCUCCCAUCUCUGGUGCAUACCUAGAGGAAGAAAUCCUGGACUUUUUACAAGAAAACAAUGGUCACCAGUGCGAGGAAGCCAAUGUAGGCCCUGUGUCCAAUCCGACCAUCGCAAAGAAAUCUAAAUUGGAGUCCAUUUGUGGAAUAGCGUUAGAACGGGACGAGAGCAAGCAGUACGACGCUGGCAUGUUUUCAGAUGACUCAAACCAACCGAGUGACAACUACAGCUCAGGGAUAAUAAAGGACAUUUGGACGGCCGUCGGAGAUGGGGACCUCCUACUAUCACUAGGAGACGAGAAUCCAGGCGAGGGCUUGUUUUCCCAGGAGUCGAGCAGCUACCACUGCGGCUGUCUCGACAUGCAGACCAAGGAAGAUGAUCCCGUCCAAGGGCCUCCGAAGAAGGCAGUGCAGCGCUCCGAAUACCAUCUGUGGGAAGAAGGAAAGAAUGAAGAGCAGGCCCUCCUGGAUAAAAAACGGCUCUCGAAGAUGAAUGCUUCCGGGGAUUACAUGACGCCGUCCAAUCCCUGGGACGUGAACCCCGAGAAGGACAACACGUCGUUCAUCCUGGGAGGAGUGUAUGGAGAGCUGAAGACGUUCACCAGUGACCAGGACUGGGCCGUGGUGCCACCAGGCGACGCGAAAGGCAGCCUUCUACAGUGUGCCACUGCUGCUGCCUCGUCCUCUGGCUCAGACGUGGUAACCAUUGCUGGUACAGACCGUGUGUUCAUGAACACAGGCAGCUGCUUUGCCUCCAGCCACAAGCCCCUCUGGAGGCCCCUGGUCUCCUUCGGGCAGAGUGACCAGGCUACUAAAGGAGGUGAGGAUGGAUCGAAUAAGGGAUUUUCUUUUAUCUUCCAUGAAGAUUUACUCGGAUCCUGUGCAGGCUUCCGUGGUGAGGAGCCGGGGAUCGACUACCCGUUUGCGUCCUUUGAUCUGAACAAUCCGUUCUCUCAAGUCCUCCAGGUCGAGUGCUCCUUUAAUCCUGAGGAGAUGGCUUCGUUCAGCCCGGGGUUCAAGCCCAAAUCUAUAUUGUGCUCGGACUCGGAGAAUGAAGCUUUCCACCCACGGCUAUACGGCAUCAACCGGACCACCCAGUACAGGGCCAUCCGCAUCUCCCCCAGGACUCACUUCCGACCAAUAUCAGCCUCGGAGCUGUCGCCCGGCGGAGGGAGUGAGUCGGAGGUUGAGUCCGAGAAAGAAGAGAUGAGUGUUCCCGUCUUGGUCCCGCCGGAUGUCUCCGACGACCCUCAGGCCGACCUCAAACCACUCGAGGAGGAUGCAGAAAACGAGGGCCCGUGCUACGGGAAGUCAGAACUGCAAUCUGGGAAAUUCCUGCCCAGAUUGAAGAAGUCGGGCAUGGAGAAGAGUGCCCAGACCUCACUGGAUUCUCAGGAGGGCUCUAGCACCCUCCUGCCAAUCGCUGAGCAGGAGACUUGCUUGGACUGCGAAACAGCGAGCGCACAGAUGGAUGUCCCAGUCGACAAGAUUCAGGAGGAAGAAUCUUGCAGAGAAAAGGAAACCUGUAAAUGUGCUGUAGCUGGUCAGAGUCCCACAUAUGGGAAAACCUAUGACUUCGUUGAAGAUUUGCAUGAGUUCCCUCUAUUAAAUAUUAGUGGACAGGGACUAACUGGUAUCCAGCAAGAUGAUUGCUGGUGGCAGAACACAAUCUGUUCCCCACUUUUCCCUGGACCUCAGUGUACAGGGAGCAGCAACAUCUGAGGAGUCCAGCUCUGUGGCGAGGAAGCCCAUCGUCAGGAAGAUUUGGCCUCUUCUCCUUUGACUGCACCUCUACUUGCAAAGAUAUGGGGGGGGCUCGCGACUUAGAAACAAUAGGCUUCUGGACAGAGGAACCCUUCUACAUCCCACCCUUAACCCUGCUGAUUUUCAUUUUACUAGAGUCUUGUGUAAAUCGACAACAACAAAAAAGGCCGCAAGUAGGAAACACUCGAAUAUGUUCUACAUGUCUUCAUGUGAUGCCAUAUCUGAAGACGUAUGCAUUUUAGAUUUGGGUUUUAGUUGAUUCUUCCAGACACAAUUCCGUCUUAAUUAAAGAGUCAGUUAGAUAUUAGGGACAGUCUUGUUUUUUCCUUCCAUUGGUUUUUCACAAUUCUUUAUUUUUUAGCUUUUGACCUAGGAUACUGGUAGUUAUGGUUUCCGACUGGUUGAGCAUGUUCCUGUCCUAAUAGUCUCACUCCUUAUUUUCUAGUGUAACUGCUGCAGUUUCCUUCAUCUGACUGGGAUGCCUCUCUUCAUAACGUAUGAAAGCACUGCGUUUGUGUCUUUGUUUCUCUUCAUCCCGAUCAUUUAGAAAGAAUGUGGAGAUUUUUGAGUAGCGUGUGUGCCUUUUCUGACUGAAGGAAAGAAUGUGUGCCGCUUACCUCUCAAAUCUGUAUUAAAGACACCCCCCCCCCCACACACUUACACACACACAGUGUGCAAAGUUGCUCUAAAUGAGUAUGAUUUUGGGUGAUUGUCUGAUUUUCAGAACCUUAGUAGUAGACACAGUAGAAAUGGUUUGUAAGGUAAAAAAGUAAAACCAACCCCCCAAAAAAA